AUGUGACUCAAUUGUUAUGUUUGAAUUAAGGAAAUGUGGAUAUUGUGGAUACUAUCUAAUAAAGGGGUGAGCCUGCACCAAGUUGACUGUAAAAAAUCUCGCUUGCUCGUUUGACAACAUGGGAUAUUUUACCAAGUUGGAUUCGAUAGUGGCAAAAGCGGAAGUUAAGACCAUGAGGCCCGUGAUGUGGUUCCUGCAACUCGCAUUGGCAGGCAUGAAUUAUAUACCAUUGAGAUUCUACAUCCCUAGUUAUCCGCCACAAGCUCAAGUAGUCGAUGGUGACCGGUUCGAAUUCAUCGUGGUAGGUGCAGGAUCAGCGGGCAGCGUGGUCGCUGUGCGGUUAGCCGAGGUGCUCGAGUGGCGGGUGCUUCUCAUAGAAGCGGGCGGUGAUCCGCCUCUUGAUACUGAGCUUCCCAGCUUCACUCCAUUUGUCGCUAACACGGAAUACGACUGGAACUUCUACACAGAAGACGAUGGAUACUCCAGCCAGGCUCAUAGGACGAAAAACAUCCGCUUAACCCAGGGCAAAAUGCUCGGGGGCUCAAGUAGCGCUAACUACAUGUAUUACGUGCGAGGAAAUUUUCAGGAUUAUGAGAAGUGGGUGGAAUUAGGUGCUGAAGGUUGGGACUACCUGAACGUUACAUACUAUUUCAAAAAGAGCGAAUCAAUAAAAAGUCCCGAGAUCCUAAGAGAGUCCCCUAAUCUGCAUAGCGAAGAUGGCCCUAUGGGGGUGACUUGGAUUCCUUGGGACCGGUAUACUCAAAAUAUUUUCGAAGCAUUUAAAAAUUAUGAACCUCACAUUGAUACGAAUCAAUUUCACCAGCUGGGUUAUUCAUUCCCUCAGUAUACAAUAUAUAACAAAAUUCGACAAAGUACUGCUAACGUUUUUCUCCGAGGUGCGAAACAUUCGAAGAAUUUAUACGUUCUCAAGAACUCCUUAUGCACUAAAGUACUUUUCGAUGCAAAUAAAACAGCGGUUGGUGUAGAAGUAAAAUUAUCCAGUAAAACAAUCAUAAAUAUAUAUGCUACAAAGGAAAUAAUUUUAUCUGCCGGUGCUAUUAACACCCCCAAAUUGCUGAUGUUAUCAGGAAUCGGUCCCAGAAGUCAUUUGACUGAAAAGGGUAUUCCUGUAUUGGUUGACUCGCCAUUAGUAGGUAGAAAUCUUCAAGACCAUGCUGCAACAAUUGUUACAGUGACAGGUAAAAAAGGCAUUGAAACUGCAUUACAUAACUUUAAAUUGUUAUCCAACAUUUACCGAUUUCCUACUCCCACUAUAAUGGGCUUUCAAAGUCUGUCCCAAUCCAGUGAGACUGAUUUCCCAGUCCCAGAUUAUCAAAGCUUUGUAUUUCCGCUCCCACCGACAACACUGAUUUCGACUAUGAUUUGUUCUUACGUCAUAGAUCUCGACGACAAUAUUUGCACAGCUGUGGCACAAGUUGGGCAAACCCAAGAAACAUUUUUUACGUUGAUAACAUUGCUGCAUCCACAGUCCAGGGGACGCGUAGAAUUAAGAAGCAAAAAUCCCGAAGUGGAUCCAAAAAUAUUUACCGGAUACUAUUCCGAUGACGACGGUCAAGAUCUAGAAACACAUGCAAAAAGUGUAAUACAUUUCAUUGACAUCACUAAUAGCGAAUAUUUAAAAAGUUUCAAUUCUACGGUUGCUAACCUGAGAGUGCCUCAAUGUGAGAAUAUACUAUUCAACAGCCUUGAGUACUGGAAAUGUCACGUUCUGAAUACUGCUACCACCGUCUGGCAUCCAGUUGGAACUUGUGCAAUGGGUGUUGCCGGUAAAAGCGUGGUAGAUCCUGAGUUAAGAGUGCGAGGAGUUCGCGGGUUAAGAAUAGGCGACGCUAGUAUUAUGCCGACCAUAACAAGUGGGAACACUAAUGCGCCUUGUAUAAUGAUUGGAGAGAAAUUGGCAGAUAUGAUCAAAGUAAUCCAUUACACGUAUCAAAUUUAUUAAACUAGUAGUUGCCCCAAAAUAUAUAUAGAAGACUUACGAAUAUGUUGCCAUUAACGUGUUCGCCGCCAUUGACUUGAAGCCAGAACAUUUCAUGUCCCACACGCCAGCUCAAGACUUGAUAUCACUUACGUACGUGAAAAACUUCAACGUCCCCUAUGGUGCGGUCGUUUCUAAUAUAGCAACUUUACAGUGGUACUUUUGCCAGUAGGUAUCAAUAAAAAUGAUAUUCACGUGUGUCACUGUAACAUUAUGUCUUGUAGUUUUGGAAUUUAUUUAUGAUUUCUAUACUAUAAUAGGGCCGUUUAUUAAUGGGUCCUGUGAUUGGUCCUGUGACACAUUGACCGACGUUUCUUGUAGUGUUAUUUCAGAUAGAGUUAUUUUAGACCAAUUGUAUAAACAGCCAAAUCAAUUGAAAUGCUCCAUUAUUAAACUGUUGUUAUUAUUAGUGAUUAAAAUAGUACUAAGAACCUUGUUUUAUGGACACUAGACUUGCGCGCGAGAACUCAAGUUGUGCUAAACCACUGUUAAUCGUUCACGUGAUAAAAUAUCAAGAAGUGUCAAGCGCACUAUAUGACAUGUUAACCCUCCAAAACUCCUCCAAAUAUUUACGAUAGCGAAAUUAGAUAUACAUAUCAGUGAAUUUGUUAAUAAAUAUACAUCUUUGCCUCGGUUCAUGAAUACAAUAAGAACAUUUAGUAGUUUUUUUUGUUUCUUUUCUUCUCCAUUAAUGAUUUAUGUACUUACAUAGUCUAAGCCUUAGAUUAAUAAUGUAAUAUUUCUAUGGUCUAAGCAUAAGUAUUUGUAUACUAGAUGACUAG
Leguminivora glycinivorella is the source of this 2781-nucleotide messenger RNA. RefSeq names its product ecdysone oxidase-like. The transcript is spliced from 4 exons. Gene Ontology annotation, molecular function: flavin adenine dinucleotide binding; ecdysone oxidase activity. The coding region runs from base 119 to 1963 and encodes 614 amino acids. The record is from RefSeq and is a predicted model, not a curated record. NCBI's taxonomy places the organism in Eukaryota, Metazoa, Arthropoda, Insecta, Lepidoptera, Tortricidae.